Serpula lacrymans var. lacrymans S7.9 is the source of this 2256-nucleotide messenger RNA. RefSeq lists its product as uncharacterized. Bases 1 to 2256 code for a protein of 751 amino acids. NCBI's taxonomy places the organism in Eukaryota, Fungi, Basidiomycota, Agaricomycetes, Boletales, Serpulaceae. The transcript has 9 exons. The record is from RefSeq and is a predicted model, not a curated record.
AUGUCAACGCCACCCUUUGCAGUUCCACCUGCACGCACCAUCGUCGACUCUAUUGGUCUCAUGGCGUCUCCGAGUGCAUUACCAUUACCCAUUUCUCUCGUUCUUCUCAUACAUCUCCACAUUCUUGGAUAUCCUCAUGCGAAUAACACAGAAUACGACCAGGAUAUGUUCAAUCCCCGUCAUCGAGGAUUGCGCGAGCGUACCAAGACCAUGGAGGACAUCGGUUACUUUUUGGUCAACAGGAUAGAAGGGCAUCCAGAAAGCAUCAGACGUAUCCUGCCCAUAUAUCCAUGUCUUUUACCAUCGGAUACGACAGCCUUUCGUACAUCGCUCGCCAAGUAUCUCGAGAAUCUCCGACACAGUUCCCUGCGCUCAAAUCCAGAUUCGGUUAAGAAAAAUUCGACAAGUACAGUGAACGCUUCAGAGGAAGAGUCUGCCUGGUGGUGGAAGGACGUAGUCGUGCGCAAGUCUCUCCUCGAGGAGUGCUCUGGUGAGCGCUUCGAACGUCUGUUGUUGUCACUCUCGACCCAUGCGCUAUUCAAGUCCUACCCAUCAUCCUUCCGUCUUCCUGUGGGGACUGUGGACUCAGUUCAGAUUCAAUCAACGGCAUACGCAUCCCUCUUAUCUUCAGCGCAAUCUAACCGAAAAACAUGGGACAGAGCCGCUUUACUCCUCCUUCAGCGACAAAACGGCAUCAAGUCUCUUCGUGAUCGGCUGAUCGGGGGACAUGUGAAUAAGCAAUCUACGUACAGCUCACUGUCUACAGACAGGCAGUCUGCUCUAGCAGAAUCAAAGCUUCACGAUCUCAGCGUCGAAUUCUGGGCCAGUACCGAUGGCCAGCAAGCUAUUGAUUUAUUGUUGAGACUCGCCGGCUUGGAGCCCACACGUUCCACAGAGUCAUCUGACAAAGCUGCUAAUUCUUCUGCUUCGAGACACUCACGCCUUACAGACUCACAUUCUCAUGAGACGACCGAAAUUCCUCCUCAACCACUCCCUAUAGCUGCUGCCCACCAUCCACAGAAUAUCCGUAAACUAUCUGUGGAUCUAUUUGCUUCUGGCAGUAAGAAGAACAAGAAAGCUGCGUUUGAGAAGUCUAGCGGUAACGAAGCCCAAUCGAGUGCAAUGUCACAUGCGUCUAUCAUUAUUUCCAGCGACCUCGACGAAGAAACGCGCGUGAACCAGGCCUUGCAGAACUCCCUCUCCCGGGCAAAGGCUGAGAAUGAGAAGCUAAAUAACGGUUUACGGAGACUCGAUCGUGGUGCAUGUGGGGCAGAAGCUCGUCUUUCUAACCUCAAUCUCUGGACAAACAAUUAUGACGGCCAGCAACACGGUCUAGAUCUAAAGAAAACACCUUCUGCUGGUCUUCUGUCCACAUUCUCACUUUCGUGCCCAGCAUCCCCUGACGCGCUGGAGAGGCGUAUAGAUGAAGUUCGAGACACGCUCCUUCCCGUCUUUCCGCCUCCCUUGUCUCAACAAUCGCGCCCUAGGCUAUCUCUAAGCGCCCCUUCUCGUCUUCCUAGACCAACGAUACCCACAGACUCGCAUGUUACGCCUCCUACCGCCGCACCCCUAACCACGCACAAUGCAGUCCCACGCUCGACCUCCAAUAGCAUAUCCCAUGUGUCACCCCCGCAGACACCACGUCAGCUGCUAACGUCUACCCCUCCACAGACGGUGAAACCGCGCUCGGCAUACGUGCGCCGAGUACUUGCCACUCAACGUGGUCAAGGAGGGAGAAAGAGUAUCCGGACGUCGCUCGCUGUGGCAUCGAGGCCUUCGCUAUUCGGGGGUCUCCAUCUUGAUCUUGAUCCAGAUAUGGAGGGCGAAGGCGAGGAUACUGAAAGCGAGGAGGUUGAUAGGAUUGUAGAUGCUAUUAAUGACGACUCGUCCAUCGAGGUGGACGGGUACCUCACUCCUCGACCGACGGCGACGAGGUUGGCGUCUCGCACUCCUUUUUCGACAGCAAAAACGAAGACCUUCACUGCUCCACGUGCUUCAUUCAAGGUGGACGAGGGACUCGACCUUCCUUCCUUUCCUUCAGACCUUACUUCGCUUGACCAGCACAAAUAUUCGAGUCCACGUCAAGGAAAAAGGCAGGAGAUGUGGACAGACGAUGGAGAUGACGAUGAACCGUAUUACGAGGGGGUUAGCGUGACGCUACGAGAUAUCCUCCUGAGCGCGGGCGAUACGACCCAAUUUGAUCUGUUAGGUGGGAAUCAGGUAGAGAUGGAGGAUGAAUCUGGUAUCUGGGAGUAG